Molecule: messenger RNA, 793 nt
Organism: Linum tenue
Lineage: Eukaryota; Viridiplantae; Streptophyta; Magnoliopsida; Malpighiales; Linaceae
Source: the annotation of a GenBank genome assembly
AUGGAUUCCGCUGCUACUUCUUCCUCUUCGAGUUCGCCAUCUCCUCUGGAUUACAUCGUCUUACUGAUACUCCGUCCAAUUGCCGCCAUCUCUUUCGUGUUCGUGUUCAUAGCUCUCGGUUGGCUGUUAGCUUGGAAGCUGGUGCUGGUUCACGUCCCGCUGGUUCAAGAGAUUUUCGGUCUUCGUAAGAAACCUGCUAAGUUCAAACCCCAGACUCGACGAUUGUCAAAAUACUACAACAGCAUCAACGCCCGUAAUUCUUCUGUUGUUGGUCCCGGAAGUGUGGCUCUGUAAUUGCAAUGGUGAAAAGGGCUUUUGUCAUUGGGCAUGUUGGUUAGCUACUAAGGUAUUGUUUGAGGCUGCUGCUCAAGUGAAAGGAAAUUUGGGUUAUUAGAUGGUUAUCCCAAGCGAUCCCUGGUGUAAUGAGACUCUUACAAUUGCUCAAGUGACAAGUAUCGAAUGCCAGUUGAUCUCAUUUAUGGGAAUGAUCUUGGGGGUACAAUCAUAAGUUGAUCUCGUUUGUGGGAUUGAUCUCGAAUCAUUCUUUUGGAAAGAGUGUGGCUUUUACUGGGAAAAGAAUGUUGUAUGAUGCACAGUGUGCUGUUCUUGGCAGACCUUUCUUCUGUUGUUCUUAUCUUCUGUUGCUUUUGAUGUUUCUCUUGGCAUUAGUUUCUUAUUGUUCAACUCAGAAAAUUUAACACUUCCAUUGAGAAUUCUACAAAAUCGAAAAGGGAAGUCAUGUUGUUUACAAAUGAGCAAUGUUGCAGCUUUUUACUUGGAAGGUUUCUUCGCC